UCCAAGUAUAUUUUAGAUAUGAGACCCUUAGAAAUGCAGAACCAAUCAAUGGCAUUAGAUUUCAUCCUUGUAGGACUGACAGAUGACCCACAGUUGCAAAUUGUGAUCUUUCUGUUUCUGUUUCUGAACUACACAUUGAGUCUGAUGGGGAACCUGACCAUUAUCCUUCUCACUCUGCUGGAUUCUCGCCUGAAGACACCAAUGUACUUCUUUCUCCGUAAUUUCUCCUUUUUGGAAAUCAUAUUCACAACAGUGUGCAUCCCGAGAUUCUUGACGAUGAUUGUGACUGGAGACAAAACCAUUUCUUAUAAUAACUGUGCAGCUCAGUUAUUCUUUAUCCUUCUGCUUGGAGUUACUGAGUUUUACCUCCUGGCCGCCAUGUCCUAUGACCGCUAUGUCGCGAUCUGCAAACCCCUGCAUUACUCAGUCAUCAUGAAUAAGAAAGUGUGCUACCAACUCGUGCUCAGCUCUUGGGUAACUGGGUUCUUGAUCAUCUUCCCUCCUUUGGCUAUGGGACUCAAGCUGGAUUUCUGUGCUUCAAGAGUAAUUGAUCACUUUAUGUGUGAAACCUCUCCUAUUUUGCAGAUCUCUUGCACAGAUACACAUGUCCUAGAAAUGAUGUCCCUUGUUUUAGCUGUGGUGACCCUUGCGAUCACAUUAGUCUUAGUGAUUCUCUCUUACGUUUGCAUCAUUAAGACUAUUCUGAAGUUCCCUUCUGCCCAGCAAAGGACCAAAGCUUUCUCCACCUGCACUUCCCAUAUGAUUGUUGUCACAUUGACAUAUGGUAGCUGUAUCUUUAUGUAUAUUAAACCAUCUGCAAAAGAACGAGUAACUGUAUCCAAAGGUGUAGCUUUGUUGUAUACAUCAGUUGCCCCUUUACUAAACCCUUUCAUUUAUACUCUAAGAAACCAGCAGGUGAAGGAAGUUUUCUUGGGUCUGUUAAAAAAGAUUAUUUUUACAAAAAAUUUUAACAUUAUGCUAUGA
Messenger RNA from Dipodomys spectabilis (banner-tailed kangaroo rat), 984 nucleotides. RefSeq names its product olfactory receptor 6C6. The transcript has 2 exons. Gene Ontology annotation, cellular component: membrane. Gene Ontology annotation, biological process: G protein-coupled receptor signaling pathway. The coding region runs from base 19 to 984 and encodes 321 amino acids. The record is from RefSeq and is a predicted model, not a curated record. Gene Ontology annotation, molecular function: olfactory receptor activity; G protein-coupled receptor activity. Lineage: Eukaryota; Metazoa; Chordata; Mammalia; Rodentia; Heteromyidae.